CAAGAUCAUUGUCUUCAUCUUCAUCUUGAUCUUGAAGAUGGAGCCACCGCAACAUCAUCAUCAAGCCGACCAAGAAAAUGGCAACAACAACAAGUCCGGCUCUGGUAGUUAUACGUGUCGUCAAACGAGCACAAGAUGGACACCAACAACGGAGCAAAUCAGAAUCCUCAAAGAUAUUUACUACAACAACGGAGUCCGAUCACCAACGGCCGACCAGAUUCAGAAGAUCUCUGUAAGGCUAAGACAGUAUGGGAAAAUCGAGGGUAAAAACGUCUUUUACUGGUUCCAGAACCAUAAGGCUCGUGAGCGACAGAAGAAGAGAUUCAACGGCACAGUCAUGACCACGCCGACGUCUUCAUCUCCCAACUUGGUUAUGAUGGCUAGUGAUCAUUAUUAUAACCAUCAUCCUCUUCUUCACCAUCCUCAGCAUGGUGUUACCAUGCACAGACCUGCUUCAGUAAACGUUAAGCUUGACCAAGAAAAUCAUCUGCUUCAUCAAAACAGAUCAUAUCCUAGCUUCAAUAACGGUACAGGCACUGAAUGUGGUGCUCUUAAUGCGUCUUCUAAUGGCUACAUGAAUAGCCAUCUCUAUGGAUCUAUUGAACAAGAUUGUUCAAUGAGCUACAACAACGUAGGUGUAGAGUGGACAAACAUGGAUCAUAAUCAUAUUUACUCUGCUCCAGCUUACAACUUCUUCGAUAGACCAAAGCCUAUGUAUGAACUAGAAGUUCAUGAAGAAGAAGGAGACUAUGGUGGCAAUGCUUAUCUGGAACAUAGACGUACACUUCCUCUUUUUCCUAUGCACGGUGAGGAUCAUAUCAACGGCGGUGGUGGUGUCAUCUGGAAGCACGGACAAUCGGACGGUCGUGAUCGUUAUGGUAGAGGCCCUUGUGCUUCUCUAAAGCUAUGCCUGAACUCCUACGCAGCCGGCGUCACACAGGAUUAA
This is a messenger RNA of Brassica oleracea var. oleracea, 946 nucleotides long. Its product is annotated as protein WUSCHEL-like. Gene Ontology annotation, molecular function: DNA binding; DNA-binding transcription factor activity. The record is from RefSeq and is a predicted model, not a curated record. The coding region runs from base 38 to 946 and encodes 302 amino acids. NCBI's taxonomy places the organism in Eukaryota, Viridiplantae, Streptophyta, Magnoliopsida, Brassicales, Brassicaceae. Gene Ontology annotation, biological process: plant organ development. The transcript has 3 exons.